UAAAAACAAAUUUGACAUGUUAUUUGUUUACUAAUAACAUUAGUAUUGUUGAAUAUAAUUAUAGAAAAAUGUCAACUGAAGGUAAAUUAAAAGAAGAUGAAGAACCAGUUCAUCAUUUUAAAAGUCAAUUUGUUGGAUUGGAAAAUAAUCCAACAGAAAAAACAUGUUUAUUAUGUGAUUUAAAAUUUAUUUUACCAACAAAUGACAAACAAUUUCUCCAGCAUUUGUUUGAAAAACAUCGUCUAGUCAUUGGAGAUGUAGAAAAAAUAUCAAGUCUUCAAAGUUAUAUUCAUUACUGGAGAAUAAGAUUUAUGGAAGCACCAUUGACAUCAUUUUGCACAACAAUGGUCAUGAAUUGUACACCUGAUGGAGAGCCAAGUAAGAAUGAAUUGUAUUAUUUAUUGUCUGAUUGUAUAUUGGAAGACAAAACAUUACGAUAUGAGCUUCAUCAAACAAGACUGGAAUGGGCAAUUGCUCAACAAUCCAAAGAAAGAACAGACAAUAAAUUCAAACGAGGAUGUUUGUUUUGUCAUAUGGAAAUUUCAGGUACCAGAUCAGCUUACCUAAAUCAUUUAUCAGAAAAACACAAUGUUCAACUUGGCAAACCAGAAAAUCUUGUGUUUAUUGAUAAACUUUUGGAUAAAAUUGAAGAAAAAAUACGAAAAUUAAAAUGUAUUUAUUGUGAAAAAGACUUCAAGGAUAGAAAUGUACUUAAAGAACAUAUGAGAAAAAAAUUUCAUAAACGUAUUAAUCCAAAAGACAAAACUUAUGAUGAUUUUUAUAUUACAAAUUAUUUAGAACCAGGUAGUACAUGGCGACAAAGACAGAAUGACAAUGAUGAAACAGAAGAUUUAACUGAAUUUAAUAGUGAUAAUGAAGAUGAUGAUUCUUGGGCUGAUUGGGAUGAAAAAGAAAUUUGUGUUUCAUGUCUGCUUUGUUCAAAAACAACUGAUGAUUUCUCAAAGAUUUUAGAGCACAUGGUACAUCAGCACAAGUUUGAUUUUAUUGAAUCAACAAAAGAUUUUAAUUUCUAUGAAAAAAUUAAAAUUGUUAAUUAUAUUAGACGACAAAUUGAAGAAAAAAAAUGUAUUUAUUGUGAUGACGAGUGUGAAGAUGUUGUUGAUCAUAUGAUAGCUAAUAAUCAUCAAAAAAUUCCACAAACAAAAGCAUGGAAUCAACCAGAAUUUUUUUUUCCCAUUGAAGAAAGUGAUUCGUUUCUUUAUCAUUUAGAUACAUCAAGUGAUGAUGAGGAUGAUGAAAAAAAAACCAAUGACAAUGACAAUGACAACAUCAGUGCAGUAACUGAAGACAACGAUGAAGUUGCAAUUUUAUCAAGAGAAAUGGCUUAUGCUUGUUUAAAUUGAUUAAAAAAACAAACUAGUUUUUUUUUUUUAAAUUUCAUAUGAAGGAUGUAAUUUUUAAAUGAAUAAAAUUGAAAUUUAAAAAA
Molecule: messenger RNA, 1447 nt
Organism: Aphidius gifuensis
Lineage: Eukaryota; Metazoa; Arthropoda; Insecta; Hymenoptera; Braconidae
Product: zinc finger protein 277
Exons: 8
Coding region: 69-1364 (431 amino acids)
Source: RefSeq, a predicted model, not a curated record